Messenger RNA from Pocillopora damicornis (cauliflower coral), 3683 nucleotides. Its product is annotated as gamma-aminobutyric acid receptor subunit beta-4. Gene Ontology annotation, molecular function: extracellular ligand-gated monoatomic ion channel activity; transmembrane signaling receptor activity. NCBI's taxonomy places the organism in Eukaryota, Metazoa, Cnidaria, Anthozoa, Scleractinia, Pocilloporidae. Gene Ontology annotation, biological process: monoatomic ion transmembrane transport. Gene Ontology annotation, cellular component: membrane. The record is from RefSeq and is a predicted model, not a curated record.
UGUUCUGAAGGUAACGGAAGAAAAAAAAACAUAAUUGAUUCGCAUCCAUUCGCUUUACUAAGCUUCGUUUCUACGUGUUACCCAUGUUGACUCUCUGCGUUGGCAUUGCUGAAGGAAAACAAAUCGUGUCAGUGAAAAUUGCUAGAGAUUAUGCACUGGAUAACAGUGUGAUGAAAAGGCUUAAUCGUGUUGAUAACAACUAGACGCGUUAGGAGACGAAUGAUUUCAAGAAAUCUGUUUUAAUUGAGGUUCUGAAGAGAAAACGGAAACCGGCUAAAAGGCAAAGAGAUCGACUGCUACAAUAUUUCACUGACUGUAAGCAUUUGUGAAAAGUCCCCCUCGACCGAGGCAUAAGUGACUGGGAAGAUUAGUUUCUUUGAAGAAUCUUAGUGUGAUAUCAAACAUGGCUGUUUUAAAAUCAAGCUGGAAGAGGUUCAUUUCAUGCUUGGUCGCGGGAUUGUGUUUAAGUGUCGCCCACUCGAAUGCAAGACGCACGGCAGAUGAUAUGACAGCCCUUCUAAACAAACUCAUAAAAGGCUAUGACAAAAGACUUCGGCCAAACUUUGGAGGUGAACCAGUUGUAAUCACCGUUGGAUUGUGGGUAUUAUCCAUCGACUCCAUCAACGUUGUUGACAUGGAUUAUAAACUGGACUUCUUCUUAAGACAGCUAUGGACAGAUCCACGAUUACGCCACGACUGGAAUGAAACACUGGCACUUGGUAAUACUAUGAUGGAUAAACUCUGGGUUCCAGAUACUUACUUUGAAAAUUCCAAAAGUUCAAAAUUCCACAAAGUUACCAUGGUAAAUAAGUUGUUAUCCAUAUCGCCAGAUGGGGGAGUCCAUUACAAUGCAAGAGUCACUGUGCGAGCAAGCUGUCCAAUGGACCUGCGGCUAUUUCCAUUUGAUCAACAACAUUGUAAUUUAAACAUCGAGAGCUAUGGCUAUAAUGCUAAUAACAUGCAAUACCGGUGGGAGAAUCGAACGGACAAAGGAGUAGCAGUCAAUAAAAAGCUUGAUGAUAUGCCCCAGUAUAACUUAACCGGCGCCUCGACCAAAAGUUAUUUCACAGUUUAUUACUCAGGAAAUUGGUCCCGACUGGGCGCUUCAUUUGGUUUUGUCAGAAGAUCAGGAUAUUUUCUUAUUCAUAUCUAUGCUCCUUGUGCACUCAUUGUUAUUUUAUCUUGGAUAUCAUUUUGUAUCCCUCCUGAUGCAACUGCUGCUCGCAUUGCCCUCGGAAUAACUUCCGUGUUAACUAUCACAACGAUAUUAAAUAUGCUGAAUACAGCUAUGCCAAAGGUUUCGUAUGUCAAAGCAAUAGAUUGGUAUCUCAUUGGCAGCUUUCUGUUUGUGUUUGGUGUGUUAGUUGAGUACACAUUCGUUCUUUGGAUCGUGAACGUUCACAAUAAGAGACUAAGAAGGCUGAUGAUUGAGCAGGAGAUCCAGGAAGCGGAGGAAGAGAAGCAACAUAGCUCGCGGAAGCAUGGGAUGAAUGGUAGCGUCACAAGCAAAAAUACUCGUGAGAGCCAUGGUUAUGAUUACGAACUUUUUGAGAGUUAUAGUGCAUUCAGCGACAAAGCUAAGAAACCCAGCUCACAUCUGUGUGACAGAUCAAAGGCAAAGCGACAUGCUUCCUCCAAAAUGGAGCAGAGACCGCUGACCUAUCCCAGAACUCCACAUUGCAGGGCAAGAACAGUUUGUCUCGACCUCAUUGAUCCGGAUUGCAUUGAUGACUAUGCCAGGCUGUUCUUUCCCAUCAUGUUCAUCCUUUUUAAUGUGACAUAUUGGCUUAAGUUUGUUGUGCUGUAAGAUAAGACCUAGGAGAAACAUCAAAGGAAAUUCUUUUUAUUUUUCUAUCGAAAAAUCUAGCAGAAAGCCAAGGACGUCUCCUAAGAGAUGGAAGAACAUCUAACACUAUUAGACUCCCGGGUUGGACAUAAUUCAUAUGUCAAGGGAUUUUUUAUGGCUGUUUCUUUUGGGGCAAUGCAGCAAACAUGUAUCAACAUGAUCGGAAAAUAUAAGAUUGGUGCGAGUUCGGAAAAUGUUUGAAAAUAAUCAGUGAUCACAUACAUAAAUUUUAAAGGAGAUAUUAAUUUUGUGCAAGAAAUUCUUGCUCAGAUCAUGUCUUUGCUGACCUUUGGUAAGGACUACGUAAUAAGGACCUUUGAAAUACAGUUACCUUAUUGAGAGUCCCCAUCUAAUCUUUCAAACGACAGAGCACAUGUAAUCUCUUUUACCGUUGUCAUUAUCCUCCCAAAUUGGUAAAAAUCUCUCUUAAUUUAUUCAGUUGCUAUAACGUACACUAUGUUUUAUAUUUCCAGUACUGUUCAUUUGCAUGACUGAAGUAAGAGUGUAGGGAAGCGAGGUGCAUGACGCAUGAUACAAUCUAUAGGCGAUGAUGAUAAUGAUGAACUUUGAAUAACUUUGGUAUAGAUAUAAUGAGGAACCUUUCUAUAUCUCAGUCUGACACUUCUUUUUUUAAAAAGUUUUUCUUACUGCCACGGUUUUUUGCCUAAAAAUCACUAAAUAGGCAAGCAACUAUUACCGAUAUGAAAUAACACUGAUAAAGCAAGCAUGAAAUGUAAGUAACUUAGAACAAGCAGCCUCUGGUAUUAGAUUAGCAUUUAAGUGAGAGCGACGUUUGUUGAAGACUUGCGAAAAAAAUUACAAAGAUAGCAACUAUGGCGUGCUCGUUAUGGUAAUAUUACAUCUUUCAUCUCGUAGGUUAUGUUAUUUUCUUGAUCUCAGCGGCGAAAUGUUCUUCCUCGGGAUAAGGUGGUGCUAGCGAUUGCGUAUCGUAACGCCAGAAUUAAAGAAAUCAGCCAAUAAAAUAAAUAGGAGAAAAUCGCGAGGAACCAAAAUAAUGGACAAGCAAGCUGCAUAAAGCGCGGGAAAAUUACCUGAACGAGUACUUCACAAGUGUUUCCAGUUUUGCCUCUGUUCUGGUCACUCAACUGCUCAGUAAUGCAAUGUAACUUAGUAUACGAUGAAACAUUGAACUGAUCGUGGCUGAGGGUCAAUAGGUUAAGCUGUUCCAUGUUUUCCAUCCACGUAUAAAGCAUGAAUUUAAAACAUAUUUUGAACUCAAUAAAAUUUAUGUCAAUUUCGCAACGCCAAUUAGGCCACAACUUGCAUAAGCACUGAGCGAGACUUUUAUAAGGUAAAAAUUAUCAGUAGUGUAGAUGUAUGCUAUUUUAGUGAGGACCAAAUAGUUUACUUAUACUUAACUUAGAAAGAAGUCGGUAACAUAUAAAUAAAGUAAAUAACAAAAACAAAAGCAGCUCGCUGCCUGUUUGGUAUGGAUAUGGCGAAAUCCAGCUGUAGUGCAGUGUGUAGAACCUUCUAUAUGUUACAAUAUUUUUAUCCCGAAAAAUUACAAUCAAGGAGACAAUAUUUUUCAGUUAAAGGAAGUUCAGAUCGUUAUUAGCGUUUUUCUUUUGUCAUAGAUGGAACGGGUAAAGGAAGUCUGUUAUUUUACAAAAUUUAGAUGCAGCCUCAGUCCGAGCUACUGGAAAAUUAACCACAAUUUUCUCAGCCUCCGCACCCAUUUAGUGUUCCCUUACCCUCGAAACUUUUUAUCAUAUGGUUUUUUUGUACCAAAAUUAAUUUCAUACAACCGACAUAUAAUGUAAUCAUAUUCCGUGCCAUUUUCUUGCGUUCUCAGUGAACAAUGUCAUCAGUAUGG